Molecule: messenger RNA, 786 nt
Organism: Ostreococcus tauri
Lineage: Eukaryota; Viridiplantae; Chlorophyta; Mamiellophyceae; Mamiellales; Bathycoccaceae
Product: Sterile alpha motif, type 1
Exons: 2
Coding region: 1-786 (261 amino acids)
Biological process (GO): protein targeting to chloroplast; protein insertion into mitochondrial inner membrane
Cellular component (GO): chloroplast inner membrane; TIM22 mitochondrial import inner membrane insertion complex
Molecular function (GO): protein binding; transmembrane protein transporter activity
Source: RefSeq, a predicted model, not a curated record
AUGGAUGCGUUCAAGGCGAAGAAGGAACAGUUCGACGCGUGGCUCCGCGCGCAGUCCGCGCCGGUGGAGAUCGGGGUGAGCACGCUCGGAGGCGCGGCGCAAGGGAGCGUGCUCGGCUACGGCUUGGGCGUGAUGAACAAGUCGCUCGAGGCGCAGGCGGCGACGAUGCCGGGAGCGAAACCGCCGAUGGCGCAAGGGAGCUUCAGUGGACCGCCGAAGGUACUCGCGUUAAAUUUGGCCGUGUUCUCGGCGGUGCAGCAGGGCUUGACGCUGGCGAUUAAGAAGUAUCGCGGCGGCGUGGAGGAUAUUCAGGGGUCCAUGAUGGCGAUGUUCGGCGCCGGGAGCGCGUUGAGUCUCGUCGGUGCCGCGACCGGGUCGCCGAGCGCAGCAAUGGGCGGGGAAGCGCCGAAAGAUGCCGCCGGCGUGGCGACCGACGCGGUGAGGACGGGCGCGCUCUUUGCGCUGUUGAACGGGGCGUUUAUGAAGGUCGGACAGAUGUUCAGCGGGAAGGACGCGACGCAGGACUACCUCUACGCACACGGCACACACAUGCUUACGAAACUUGGGCUCGAAAAGUACGAGAAAAACUUCCGUAAGGGUCUUCUCACGGAUGACACGCUCAUGUUGCUGAACGAUAGCGCCCUUCAAGAGGUGCGAAUUCCCCCAGGGCCACGUCUCAAGAUUUUGAACUACGUCGACGCGGCUCGCGCGCAAGCUUUCCGGCACCAAGAGCAGCUCUCGCUCGCCGUGCCGUCGCAGAAUGCGCCGGAUCAGCCGUCGCCGUAA